Messenger RNA from Hemibagrus wyckioides, 1331 nucleotides. RefSeq names its product macrophage mannose receptor 1-like. Bases 160 to 1278 code for a protein of 372 amino acids. Lineage: Eukaryota; Metazoa; Chordata; Actinopteri; Siluriformes; Bagridae. The transcript has 5 exons. The record is from RefSeq and is a predicted model, not a curated record.
UUACACCUUUCUUCCUUUUUUCUGUAAAUGACACACGUAUUAGUUCAUCAGCUCCUGAACACGUGAUCAUGUGGACGAUAAAGGGGUUCCAUUCCAGUGUGAAGCCUCCGUCCAGCAGAGAACAGCUCAUCAGUACAUCACCUCAGUGCUGGUGUCACCAUGGUAACCGUGUGGGUCCUGCUCCUCCUGCUCUCAGCUUCUUCUCCUCCAGUCCACAGUCUCCUCACUUCACUCCAUUUCAUUCCGGGUGACAUGAUUUACACUGAGGCUCGGGAAGCUUGCAGAGAAAAAUACACCGACCUCGUCACUGUGUACUCUGAUGAAGACACACUAACACUAAACACUAAACUGGUUAAACUGGUGAUGAAGACUGCUAUGGGUUACGGCUGGAUCGGACUCUAUCGUGGUCAGUUCAGUGAGAAAUGGUCUAAUGGUGAUCCUGUAACAUUCAGAAAUCUGACAGGGGAUUGUGGGACAUCAGACUGCUGUGCUGCUAUGAAGCCUGAUGGUUCAUGGGAAAGUCUUCAGUGCAGAGGGACAAGAUAUUUCAUGUGUUAUGAAGAAGAUGCUUCCUCACAGACUCCUAAUUAUCAUCUAAUCCCUGAGACUAAGACCUGGUAUGAAGCUCAGCAUUACUGCAGACAGAUAUACACUGACCUGGUCAGCAUCAGAGAUCAGCAGCACAAUGAAGAGGUGAAGAUUAAAGGGUUAAACAGCACCAUGUCCUUCUGGAUCGGCCUGCUGCAGGAUGACUGGCAGUGGACUGAUGGAGGAAACUCCACCUACAGAAACUGGGAGAGCGGUCAACCUUCAUCAUCACCAUCCGACUGUGUAAUACUGAGGAAGGAAGAAUUGAGAUGGUGCUCAGUCCCGUGCGAUAAUAUUCACUCUGCUCUGUGCUCCAACAUUUCCAUCCAUGUGAGUGAAGUGACUCUGAGCUGGGAGAAAGCUCUGGAUUACUGUCAGGAAGAGGACAGAGGUGGACUGCUGCAGAUUGAGUCUGAAGAUGACCAGAAGGAUGUGAUGAAAGAGCUUAAAAGGGGGCGUGUUUCUGAGCCUGUGUGGGUGGGGCUUAGACAGAGCCGACUCUUCGGGUUCUGGAUUUGGCCCGAUGGGAAGGCUGUGUUUCCGUACUCCAACUGGGACGAAGGGAAACAGCCUGAACAUCAGCUCUCUCAGCACUGCGGUGCCGUCGUUCCACAGAGAGACUACAGAUGGAGAGACAUGAACUGUCGGGCUCAGUACAGGGUUCUGUGUCACAGCACAUGUUCUCACUGAGCCACUACACUUCCCUGAUCAGUCAAGAACACUGAUACUUUAAACAUCUGAAU